AUGUAUCUUCCAAUGGGUGAACCCAUUAUUGGGAAUUGGAAUUUAUUGGAAGUCCAAUCUUCCAAUCAACAUCACUGCAGCCUGUGUAUCCAAAACAUGUCUGAUCCACUCUCAAUUCUAAAAGGAGAAAUAAAGCGCCUCGGGUUCGUUUCAGGCGAAAAAAUAAGUUUAUUUGGUUACUUCACCGGAAAUGAAAAGAAUCAAGCUGACGCGUUAUCUCUCCUUGAUGACUGUGAUAAUGAUGAAGAAAAACGUAACUAUUUGAGGUCUCUAAUCUCUCCUCCUGAGCAACCCGUUGCUGAGCGUCCUAUAAAGAAACUUCGAAUAGAGCAGGGCUGGAAGUCAUACACCGCCUCUGAUGGUCAUUCCGUAGAAUUGCCACCCCAAAUAAUUGACAUGCUUGAAAGUGAGAAAUUCGUACCUGAUAACCGCAUCGAUUUCCAAAAUGCCUUCCAGAACCUUAGUGCUUGCCAAUCAAUUACCCUACCACAUCUUGGCCAGGAACCUAAACACUUCGCUGAAGGUUAUCAAGGAAGGACAUUGCUUGUUACUGGGCAGAUGAUUGACAUAUGGGACAAGCUUUCAGCAGAUAGUGACCAUUCAAUCAAGCGUGUUCUUUCAGGCCCAAUGGGCGUGGGCAAAUCAUAUAUUUCCUACUUCCUUGCAUCUAAAGCUUAUGCUGAAGAAUGGCCGGUGCUCUACAUCGCAGAUGCAUCUGAUCUUAAUGUAGAAUCAUCAGAGAAAGCAGGAGCGGUGAUAUGCAGAUACUUCCUGGCACUUAAUAAAGAUAUUUUGACUGCCGCCGAGCUUAAGAAGAUUGUGCAAUUUGCUAGUAAUCGUAAUCCUCAACAGCUUGUGGUUACCGUCGCUGAAGAAAUUUUAGACUUAAUCAAAUUAGCAGAUCGCAAAGCUCUAUUAAUUAUUGACGAACAUGGUAUAUUAUUUGAAAAAGAUCCAGUACCUUUAAGAAUUCACUUGUUAAGUCCUCUGAUGAACCUUAAUUUUUGGGGAGAACAUUGCAAAUUUGCACGUGUAAUCUUUACGGGGACUGCACAUGCUAGAUAUGAGAGGGAAUACAUGAAAAAUGGUCAAUAUGAGUUUUGGGUGAUCUAUGUUGGUCCGCUACAGAGCAAUGUAUUUGAUAUUUUGUUACAGUUGCACCCCGUUCUGAGGAUACAAGGCAUCAAAGAAGAAGCAAAAAAGGUUACGAAUUGUGUGCCACGUGAACUCAUAUACCUAGUUGAAUAUAUCAAAAAACUCAAUAUCACUAUUACCAAUGUAAACUGCUUUCAACAAGUAUUAAAAAAAUUUGAGAUUGAACGGGUCGACAAGAUUCUGGCUAUUGCUCAAAAAUAUUAUAAUGAUAUCCCGAAAACUGAAAAAACUCGCUACUAUGAUGCUCUCACAAGCAUGUUUCUUCCCAGUAAACCCGUUGUGCAGUUUGAAUGGAAGUUCUUAGAUCUUGGGUUAAUUUAUCGGUACAAGGAAGGGAUUACUCAUUACCUCCCUCUAUGCCCAUCUGCUCAGAAAGCCUUAUUAAAAAUGUACAUGUCAUUUGACCUACCUGAAAAUAUAAAAAAUCAACUCCGUGUAGGAAGUCUAACUGGAGAGCAAUUUGAGGAAGCCUUAUUCAAUCGACUUGUAUGCAAAUGUAACACAAUAAUACAGCUCAAUACAACAGAUCUCAAUAAUAAUAAUAGAAAUGUUAUUACACUUCAGUUUAAUGACUAUGAUUUGAUUAAAAGUUCCCAAUUAUCCCUUGGACCUGGUAACGAUAAAGUCUUAGGUCGUGGCUUUGAUAGAUACCCCCGAUUUGAUUACAUGCUCGGACCUAUAUUUAUACAGGUAUCUAUCAGUGAUUUUACUUCACACAACAGCAAAUCAUCAACAAACAUCAGGCAAGCAUUUGAACCAAUGUCUGCACAAGCUGGUAUCUCUUUAGUGCAAAUUAAUGGAAGAAAUCAGAUCGAGAUGUAUUUGGAUGAGAUGUAUGGUCCUGGUCAUUCUGCUAAAAUAGAUUCACAAAAUAAGUUUGUUGUUACCAGAAAUGGCAAGCGCGUGCCUGGAUUUCGUAUCGUCUAUAUUCGAGGUAGUCCCGGCACUCCCAAUCACUCUGGAAAAGUUCGUGAAUUUCCCGACGUAGCGCAUGUUACAUUUGAGGAGAUCAGAAGUCUUAUUAUUCCAACUAUUAUUGAUAAAAAUAAAUCAAAAAAAGUUAUUAAUAAUCAUCCUGGAUAUGAUAUGAAAUAUGUAGAGUCCUAUAUCUACAGAUAUUGGGUUAUUCAACCACAUGAAACAUUGAAGCAAUGGGUUAUUAGGGUCAGAGUUCCUUUACAAGAGCUGGUCUCUGAAAAGAAAAGAAGCAUAUAUCAUGUACAUUGUUUAUUUGCAGUUUGUCUUGAUUGUUGGCAAUUGAUUCAAGUCAAUGAUGUAAAGCCAAAAAAG
This is a messenger RNA of Diversispora eburnea, 2445 nucleotides long. Lineage: Eukaryota; Fungi; Glomeromycota; Glomeromycetes; Diversisporales; Diversisporaceae. The record is from the annotation of a GenBank genome assembly.